AUGAGUAGCUCGCAGAAAUGCAUUGACUUGCCUUCUGGACCGAUUGAUCGUCUGAGGAACGGCUUCGAUAAUGAACCUCGCCGAAUCGAUCCUCAUCCACUUGAAGAAAAUUGCAAAAAUGUUUUUACAAAUGAAUAUGAAGAGAGAAAGAAAAAUCUGAGACUUAUGUAUGGUCCAUAUGGUUCCUUUGGGUUUGAGAGAGAAACUGAAAUCUGCAGUCGACCGCUUCGCCUCGCCCCGCUGAAGAAUCAUUAUUGCGAGUUGAAUACUCUGUGGGAUCGUGAUGAGGAAAUUACCUUUGAGGAUGUAUUGGGAGACUGGACCUCAAAUCCUGAUUGUCAUUAAGUCUGUACUAUUCUCUCAGUU
Blastocystis hominis is the source of this 366-nucleotide messenger RNA. RefSeq lists its product as hypothetical. NCBI's taxonomy places the organism in Eukaryota, Bigyra, Opalinata, Blastocystidae. Bases 1 to 345 code for a protein of 114 amino acids. The record is from RefSeq and is a predicted model, not a curated record. Gene Ontology annotation, biological process: proteasome assembly. The transcript has 5 exons.